AAACACUUGAGGUGCAGCGAUGACACACCGCAAUGUAGCCGCUGCCGAAGUAAGGGCCUCGAGUGUAUUCGCCCGGGGAGGACGAAGCCCUUUCGACAAGGCUCUGCCGCCAACUUUGACUACCGCUUUCCCGAUUCGCAGACCUGGCUGAGGAGCAACGCACGGGAAUUCCGUCUUUACACAAGCUCUCGAGGGCGUGCCCAACGUAUACCCACCGAGGCCGACCCUAACCUCGAGGAUGACGCCCUCGAAGUCCCUACUGGCGUAGAUCGUACUCAGGUGCACCAAGAAAACGAUCAUUCGACUGAAGCUCGCCAAAUCCGAGAGGCAUGUCUCCUGGCUUACUAUGUUGAUGAACUCUCUCACUGGUUCGAUAUUGCGGACCCUUUACGGAGCUUUGAGAUUCUAGUCCCUGAAAGAGCAAAACAUUACCCUCCCCUGCUCAACGCCAUAUACGCCGUCUCUGCACGUCACAUUUGCCGUCUGCGGCAGUACAGGACCCCUGAUGGGCGUAUAAUGUAUCGUGAUCAGCUACUCCAUGAUACUCACCCCGGCACAGCAGUCGAGUACAUGCUAAAGGCACUCCCUGCUCUGCGCGGAUUUCACACGACCUACGACGAGGACACUCGCGGACUCAUGGUUGCCACAGCCAUCAUCCUACGACAAUUCGAAGAGAUGGAAGACGACCAUGAUGAUGACGAAGAAGAGGCGAAGCGAGCAGACCCCGAUUCCCCUAACACCCCCCCUCAAAGGGUCAAUUUCUUGUCUAUUAUCAGCACCGUCCUCAAGAGCUCUAAUACGGAAGAAUGGUCGAACCAUUCCAGUCUCUUAAAAGCGUCAUAUUGGAUCGCGCUUAGGCAAGAGAUUUACUAUGGCCUCCUGAAAGGCCACCCUCCAGAUUUCGUACAGACACCCCAGAUUUAUGCGAAUGCAUCUCCCACAAACCGACUGAUUAUACAUGCUAGUCAUGUUACGGCAUGGCACUUUGACGGUAGAUCGGAGCAAGAGUGGUUGAUACUGAAACAACAAGAAGAAACUCUAGAGGAGACCGUGGUGAAGCAAUUCGAGCCCAUACUAUCAUUGCCACCUAAGAAGGAAGAUGGCCAUGUUUUUCCCAUAAUAUGGUACCACUCGGCCAUUGGACUUACCGCGAUGCAGCACUUUUUGCUCGCAAAGAUGAUUCUUCUGGCCGAGUCGCCCUUAUUAGCACAAUCAUCCGAUGCCAGGUCGGCGUUUAGAGAGGCAGAACUGCGAGUUCGCUCCAUCGCGCUGGAUAUCUGCGGUAUUGCGAUACAACACCCGAAGACUCCGCCUGCUCUGGUGAACGCGGCGUUGGCGAUUCAUCUGUAUGGCCAUUUCUUUGUGGACCAUUACGAGCGACAGGCACUUAAGGGCGUUAUCGGUCGGUUUCGUGAUGCAUGUGCUUGGCCAGUACCAAGGCCACUACAGCAGUUCGAGUGA
This is a messenger RNA of Clonostachys byssicola, 1461 nucleotides long. The record is from the annotation of a GenBank genome assembly. NCBI's taxonomy places the organism in Eukaryota, Fungi, Ascomycota, Sordariomycetes, Hypocreales, Bionectriaceae.